CGCGGGACCUAAAGGAGGAGUGGCGAGGCGCGGGGGCCAGAUCUGUGAGCGCUGUGCUGACUGCUCUGACUGAGAAGGCCUGUCAUAGCCCGGACCCUGAGGAGACCCCUCGCCCCCGACCGGCCUGGCCAGGCCCCCCUCCCCCCGCUAUGGAGUUCCUCUGGGCCCCUCUCUUGGGCCUGUGCUGCAGUCUGGCUGCUGCUGAUCGCCACGCCGUCUUCUGGAACAGUUCAAACCCCAAGUUCCUGAAUAAAGACUACACAGUACACGUACAGCAGAAUGACUACCUGGACAUCAUCUGCCCAUAUUAUGAGGAUGACUCUGUGGCAGAAGAUGCCAUGGAGCGAUACACGCUAUACUUGGUAGAACGUGAGGAGUACGAACUGUGCCAGCCCCAAUCCAAGGACCGGGUCCGCUGGAAGUGCAACCAACCCAAUGCCAGACAUGGCCCAGAGAAGCUGUCUGAGAAGUUCCAGCGCUUCACACCCUUCACCCUGGGCAAGGAGUUCAAAGAGGGACAUAGCUACUACUAUAUCUCUAAGCCCAUCCACCACCAAGAAGAUCACUGCUUGAGGUUGAAGGUGACUGUCAACGGCAAAACUACUCACAGUCCUCAGGCCCAUGACAAGCCACAGGAAAAGAGACUUCCAGCAGAUGACCCUGAGGUACAAGUUCUACACAGCAUCGGUGACAGUGCUGCCCCUCAACUCUUUCCAUUUGCCUGGGCUGUGCUGCUUCUGCCACUUCUGCUGCUGCAAAACCCAUGA
Elephantulus edwardii (Cape elephant shrew) is the source of this 767-nucleotide messenger RNA. RefSeq names its product ephrin-A1 (gene EFNA1). Bases 150 to 767 code for a protein of 205 amino acids. The transcript has 5 exons. Lineage: Eukaryota; Metazoa; Chordata; Mammalia; Macroscelidea; Macroscelididae. Gene Ontology annotation, biological process: axon guidance; ephrin receptor signaling pathway. Gene Ontology annotation, molecular function: ephrin receptor binding. The record is from RefSeq and is a predicted model, not a curated record. Gene Ontology annotation, cellular component: plasma membrane.